CAUCUCUGUCAUCCUGCACAGGAGCCUCGCGCCUGUUUUCAGACACCCCUGUUCCAGCCCCUUCUGGAAAGUCAGGAUGUGAUGUCAUCUUUCUCUUGUAGGACGGCAUCGUGAAUCCAACAAUAAGGAAAGAUUUGAAAACUGUACCGAAAUUCUACUGCUGUCCGAUUGAAGGCUGCCCCAGAGGUCCCGAAAGACCAUUCUCUCAGUUUUCCCUCGUUAAGCAGCACUUUAUGAAGAUGCAUGCAGAGAAGAAGCACAAGUGUAGUAAGUGCAGCAACUCCUAUGGCACCGAGUGGGACCUGAGAAGGCACUCGGAGGACUGCGGUAAGACCUUCCAGUGCACCUGUGGCUGUCCCUACGCCAGCAGGACGGCGCUACAGUCACACAUCUACCGGACCGGCCACGAGAUCCCUGCAGAGCACAGAAACAUCCUGUCGAGUAACCUGCCUGCCCAGACAUUGGAUAACCGUAGUCUCUUGUCCGACACGAACACUGGGCCUGACGCACAGCUCCCAUCCGGCCCAACCCAGAAUCCGGGAAUCGAUUUUGACAUUGAAGAGUUUUUCUCGGCCUCAAAUAUCCAAACGCAAACGGAAGAGAGCGAACUUGGCAGCAUGAACCCAGAGCCAGUUUUGGAAUCCCUGGAUAUCGAGACACAAACGGACUUUUUACUUGCCGAUACCUCUGCUCAGUCCUUCAGCUGUAGGGAGAAUCCGAACUUCUUAGGCCUUGAGAUGUUCGACACGCAGACGCAAACAGACUUAAACUUCUUCUUAGACAGUCAUCCCCACCUGCCCCUGGGAAGCAUCCUGAAGCACUCCAGCUUCUCCAUGAGUACCGAUUCUUCUGACACAGAAACCCAGACGGAAGGCAUCUCCCCUGCUAAGAACCCAGCUGCCCUGGAAGGCAAGGUGCAGCUGAACAGCACAGAAACGCAGACCAUGAGCUCCGGCUUUGAAAGCCUGGGGAGUUUGUUCUUCACCAGCAAUGAAACGCAGACAGCCACGGAUGACUUCCUUCUAGCCGAUCUGGCCUGGAACACGAUGGAGUCGCACUUCAGUUCUGUAGAGACCCAGACGUGUGCGGAACUACACGCGGUCCCCAACUUCUAAGAGGGGAGCCCCCGGCUGAGGGGGCUUUUACAGUCUCCCUCUGGGUUUGGGGAAGGCGGACGAUAGUGUGAACUGUUGGAGGCAGAUGGUGACGAUGUUGCAUCGAUCCUUGGCAGUUCUUUGCCUUUUGUACUUGUAAAGAUGAGUUUGUGUACAAAUGUAUUAUAAAAUGCCGAUUGAAACAA
This is a messenger RNA of Echinops telfairi (small Madagascar hedgehog), 1300 nucleotides long. RefSeq names its product ATM interactor (gene ATMIN). Gene Ontology annotation, biological process: regulation of transcription by RNA polymerase II. Gene Ontology annotation, molecular function: transcription cis-regulatory region binding; DNA-binding transcription factor activity, RNA polymerase II-specific. The transcript is spliced from 3 exons. Gene Ontology annotation, cellular component: nucleus. The record is from RefSeq and is a predicted model, not a curated record. Bases 234 to 1115 code for a protein of 293 amino acids. Lineage: Eukaryota; Metazoa; Chordata; Mammalia; Afrosoricida; Tenrecidae.